Molecule: messenger RNA, 1404 nt
Organism: Salvia miltiorrhiza (redroot sage)
Lineage: Eukaryota; Viridiplantae; Streptophyta; Magnoliopsida; Lamiales; Lamiaceae
Product: protochlorophyllide reductase-like
Exons: 3
Coding region: 127-1311 (394 amino acids)
Molecular function (GO): protochlorophyllide reductase activity
Source: RefSeq, a predicted model, not a curated record
AAACAGCACUCCCAUUUUUGUCCAAAUCAAACACAUUUCUUAGCAUAUAAAUUUGGUCACGUUGUACCUCGAAAAAUAUCCUUGACUGUAAGAAUCUAAUUAAGAUAUUUUUCCAAGAUUUUCUCAAUGGCUUUGCAGGCUGCUACUCUUCUUCCUUGUGCAUUUUCCAUUCACAAAGAGGGAAAAUCCGGCGCCUCUUCCAAGGACUCAUGCCUCUUUGGAGUAACAUUUUCCGACCAAAUCAAAGCUGAUUCUUCACUGAAAACGAAGAGAGAGUUGGGGUGGAGGAUUAGAGCGCAGACAGCAGCGACGGCGGCCCCGACGUUCGCCCCGGCCACGCCACAAGGGAAGAAGACUCUCCGGAAGGGCACGGUGGUGGUGACCGGAGCCUCGUCCGGAUUGGGGUUGGCCACCGCCAAGGCCUUAGCCGAGGGCGGCAAAUGGCACGUGAUCAUGGCGUGCCGUGACUUCCUCAAGGCGGAGAAGGCCGCGAAAUCGGCGGGGAUGGCCAAGGAGAACUACACCAUCAUGCACUUGGACCUGGCGUCACUCGACAGCGUGAGGCAGUUCGUCGACAACUUCAAGCGUUCAGGGCAGCCUCUGGACGUGCUCGUGUGCAACGCGGCCGUGUACCAGCCGACCGCAAGAGAGCCUUCGUACACAGCCGAAGGGUUCGAGCUGAGCGUGGGCACCAACCAUCUCGGCCACUUCCUCCUCGCAAGGCUGCUGUUGGACGACUUGGUGAAGUCGGACUAUCCAUCGAGGCGGCUCAUAAUCGUGGGGUCGAUCACAGGGAAUACGAAUACGCUGGCCGGGAACGUGCCUCCGAAGGCAAACCUUGGAGAUCUGAGAGGCCUCCAAGGCGGGCUAAACGGGCUCAACACGUCGUCCAUGAUAGACGGUGGGGACUUCGACGGGGCCAAGGCGUACAAGGAUAGCAAGGUGUGCAACAUGCUGAUAAUGCAGGAGUUCCACCGGCGCUACCACGAGGACACCGGCAUCACCUUCGCGUCCCUAUACCCGGGCUGCAUCGCCACCACGGGGCUCUUCCGGGAGCACAUCCCCCUCUUCAGGCUGCUCUUCCCUCCAUUCCAGAAGUUCAUCACCAAAGGCUUCGUGUCAGAGGAAGAAUCUGGAAAGAGACUCGCGCAGGUUGUGAGCGAUCCCAGCUUGACCAAAUCUGGAGUUUACUGGAGCUGGAACAAGGACUCCGCCUCCUUCGAGAACCAGUUGUCGCAGGAGGCCAGCGACCUUGAAAAGGCAAGAAAACUCUGGGAAGUCAGCGAGAAGCUCGUCGGAUUGACCGACUGAGCUCAGCGUCGCCGGAAUUUUGGGUUGAGCCUUAUAGAGGAUUUCACUUGUUUAGGAUAUCAUAAUAAAAUCACUCAAUCCAUGCUUUUUUUU